Anopheles bellator is the source of this 1698-nucleotide messenger RNA. It is a transcript of the gene Swip-1, whose product is annotated as EF-hand domain-containing protein D2 homolog. The transcript is spliced from 3 exons. Bases 212 to 799 code for a protein of 195 amino acids. The record is from RefSeq and is a predicted model, not a curated record. Gene Ontology annotation, molecular function: calcium ion binding. NCBI's taxonomy places the organism in Eukaryota, Metazoa, Arthropoda, Insecta, Diptera, Culicidae.
AGAUAUAGGCAUUCCGGUCUCCCGUGCUUGCGUGUUUGUGACGAAUUAAAAGCCGAAAAUCGAAUAAAUAGAGCGACCGUGAGCGGCACCUGUCCUUGGUUCUCACUUGGCCUAUCGAUUGCCUAUCGAACGCUUCCAGUUAACAAUUCGUUUGCGGCGGUGCGUUGUUGGUGCGCAAAAACGCCAGAGGACUCUCAAACGUACAGCAAAAAUGUCGGCCGCAGAUGCGGAACUGUCCUCCAUCCUGAACCGGCGCCAGCAGAUCAACGACGCACUGGACAACGGACAGUCCGUGAAGCCCACGUUCAAAGUGGUCAACAUCUACACCGAAUUCCACGAGUUCUCGCGGAAGGAAAUCAAGGACUAUCAGGCCACCUUCAGCAAGUACGACGUAGGCAACGACGGGUACCUGGAUCUGGCCGAGUUGAAAAUUAUGAUGGAAAAGCUGGGCGCUCCCCAGACGCACCUGGGCCUGAAGGGCAUGAUCGCCGAGGUGGACGAGGACGCGGAUGGCAAGAUUUCGUUCCGUGAAUUUUUGCUCAUCUACAGGAAAGCACGUGCCGGUGAGCUGAUUUCCGAGUCCGGCUUGGGGCAGCUGGCCCGCCUGACGGAGAUCAACGUGGACGAGGUGGGCGUCGGUGGGGCGAAGAACUUUUUCGAGGCCAAGAUCGAGCAGCAGCUGCGGACGAACAAGUUUCACGACGAGAUCCGGCAGGAGCAGGAAGAACGGCGCCGCCUCGAGGAGGAGCGUGUCCUGCGGCGGCAACAGUUCCAGCAGCGGGCGGCCGUCUUUCAGUAAAGCUAACGUCCGCUUGUUUCGCAUCUUCGCAAGUUUAUUCGCAGAGACCACAGCGAAGGAAAUCGCGCGGUGUAUUCAUAAGUUCUGUAACAGUCAGUCGCCAAGCUCAGUCCGUAAUGUUUGAGGCGCGAGCAUCUUUUGUGCGCCACACUCAGAGACGCAGCCCCGGCAAUCGAUUAUAUGGGGCUCAGGUUUUGCUUCAAGGAAGGUGUUGGUUCGGCCUUCCGGAACAGCACAGGGUUUGUGGUUUAAGUUUAAUGUACGCGCUUGUAACUGGUGUAACAAUAGUGCGUAACCAGUGACCACAGUCACAGUGUCAUGUUUCUCGAGCUUUACUAAUAAGUUACGCGCGCGCGCGCGGCUCUAUGUGUAAUCGCAAAACCGCACGGGUUCUAUUGCUUACUCUUCAUCACCAACUGCACUCGCAAACAAACAGGUUGGUAACCUCACCGUGGCCGUCCGAACGAUGUGUUAAGGCGUACCGAGGGAAGGGAGACGGUGCAGGCGUCAAGGAAAACCGGAACUUGAUCCCCGUUCGUCCCCAGUAAUUCCUGGAGCAAGGAAGGAGGCAAAGAGAAGACAGUUCUUGGUCCCUGACCCUAGUCAAUCAGAGACAGAUUAGAAGUAUUUACCCCCAAAAUUCCAUGUGUAGUUGCAAGUAGCAAGGACGCACCGCGCAUGACCCGAAGGAAGUUGUGUGUACCGAACUCAGAUGGACAGAUAUAUUUUUGAUACGCAGGAUUUGUGGAAUUGACAUGGAAAACAGACGCGGAUUUAACGGGGCCAGCAAGGGGCGGCUGAAAGGGAGCAGGGUGAGCAAACCUACUUUGAAUGUGUUUUAGAUGGUAAUAAACUGUUAUUCUGUAGACGAUACUAACAAAUACAAUUAUUAUAAGCAA